Molecule: messenger RNA, 1320 nt
Organism: Pipistrellus nathusii (Nathusius's pipistrelle)
Lineage: Eukaryota; Metazoa; Chordata; Mammalia; Chiroptera; Vespertilionidae
Source: the annotation of a GenBank genome assembly
AUGCUUCUCAAAGGGUGCUGCGUGGAGCUGCUGCUGCUGCUGCUGGCCGGCGAGCUGCCCCUGGGCGGCGGCUGCCCGCGGGACUGCGUGUGCUACCCGGCGCCCAUGACGGUCAGCUGCCAGGCACACAACUUCGCCGCCGUCCCCGCGGGCAUCCCCGAGGACAGCGAGCGCGUCUUCCUGCAGAACAACCGCAUCGCCGAGCUGCGGCCGGGCCACUUCAGCCCGGCCACCGUCACCCUGUGGAUCUACUCCAACAACAUCACCGCCAUCGACCCGCGCACCUUCGAGGGCUUCGCGCACCUGGAGGAGCUGGACCUGGGCGACAACCGGCAGCUGCGGACGCUGGCGCCCGAGACGUUCCGGGGCCUGGCCAGGCUGCACGCGCUCUACCUCUACCGGUGCGGGCUCGGCGCCCUGCCCGCGCGCCUCUUCGGCGGCCUGCACAGCCUGCAGUACCUCUACCUGCAGGACAACCAGCUCGAGCACCUGCAGGACGACGUCUUCGCCGACCUGGUCAACCUGAGCCACCUGUUCCUGCACGGCAACCGGCUGCGGAGCCUGGGCCGCGACCCCUUCCGCGGGCUGGUGAACCUGGACCGGCUGCUGCUGCACGAGAACCGGCUGCAGUGGGUGCACCCCCGGGCCUUCCACGACCUCGGCCGGCUUACCACGCUCUUCCUCUUCAACAACAGCCUCUCCGAGCUGCAGGGCGACUGCCUGGCCCCGCUGGCCGCGCUGGAGUUCCUGCGCCUCAACGGCAACGCCUGGCACUGCGGCUGCGGCGCGCGCUCGCUGUGGGCCUGGCUGCGGCGCUUCCGCGGCUCCAGCUCCGCGGUGCCCUGCGCCGCCCCCGAGCCCCUGCGGGGCCGCGACCUGAAGCUGCUGAGCGCCCAAGACUUCCGGAACUGCUCCGGGCCCGCGUCCCCGCACCAGAUCAAGUCCCACACGCUCCCCACCACCGAUAGGGCGGCGCGCAAGGAGCACCACCCGGCCCGCGGCGGCGCCAGGGACAAGAGCCACCCGCACGGCGGCUCCGGCUCCCGGACCGGCUCCCGGAAGCCAGGCAAGAACUGCACCAGCCACAGGAACCGCAACCAGGUCUCCAAGGGGACGCUGGAGCUGCAGGACUACGCCCCCGACUACCCGCACCAGUUCAGCUUCGACAGCAUGCCCACCGCGCGGCCCAAGAGGAAGGGCAAAUGCGCCCGCAGGACCCCCAUGCGCGCCCCCAGCGGGGUGCAGCAGGCCUCCUCCGGCAGCUUCCUGGGGGCCUCCGUGCUGGCCUGGAUCCUGGGGCUGGCGGCCACGCUGCGCUGA